AAACCGUUUUUUGGGGAUCAACACUGCGUUACGAAAUGAUCCCUACGACACGAUUGCUAUCCAUGUCCUCAAAAGCUGCUGCAGCUAGCUAGAUAAUAUUAGCUAGGCUAACGCGUUGCGAUAGAGGGACCAUAGCUUGCUAACUCGCUAGCUAGUUUUCUCCUACUGUUUGCAUUUUCUCUUGUCCUCACUAUCGUGUUUUACUUGUACCUUUCCGUUACAGCCCACGUCUCUACAGUAACAUUAUGGUAUACUGUGUCAAUAGGCUUUUCUGUAACUAGUUUGCAUAGCUAGUUUAGUAAGUUUUAAACCCAACUAGCUAACGUUAGCGUCUAGCCCACGACAUUUUCAACACGUAGCUAGCUAACGUUAGCCCUCUGCGGAACCCUACUAUCAAAUCAAGCUUUUCCCCCAGUUUCGUUUUUACUAACUUGAGCAGCUAGUUAUCUGGAAUACGAUGGCUUCUUCGUCGGGAAACGAUGACGACCUCACCAUUCCUAGGGCAGCCAUCAACAAAAUGAUCAAAGAAACUCUGCCCAACGUACGGGUUGCCAACGAUGCAAGAGAGCUUGUUGUGAACUGCUGCACAGAGUUCAUACAUCUAAUCUCAUCAGAGGCGAAUGAAAUAUGUAACAAGUCUGAAAAGAAGACCAUAUCACCUGAACAUGUCAUUAAUGGUUAGUAUCUUUUUCUUUUUUUAUUCUGUAUCAACAGGUUUGAAAAUGUAUUCAGUUGUAAUGUGUAGGUGUGUUUUCCCUUCCUGCCUGCCAUGUGUUUUGAAGUUGAUGCAGGUAUGCACUUGCCUGGCCCCUUAUCUGUAAACCAGGUUAGCUAUAGCAAACCAAUCUGGAACCAGGUUAGCUAGUUAUGCACUAGGAAGUCCAACAAUAAUCAAGUGAUGAGACUGUUGAAUGUUGAUUAAAUGUCUGUUUCCUUUUCCCCAACAUUGUUUCUGUUAUUUUUUCCCCUAACCAUAUCCUCUUCUCCACAGCACUUGAAAGCCUGGGUUUUGCAUCGUACAUCACAGAGGUGAAGGAUGUCCUGCAGGAGUGUAAAACAGUAGCACUUAAGAGGAGGAAGGCCAGCUCUCGCCUGGAAAACCUGGGCAUCCCAGAGGAAGAGCUCCUCAGACAACAGCAGGAACUAUUUGCUAAGGUAAGAAUCAAAUGUCAUGACCUGGUUAACCAGACUGACCACCGCCAGUUUACAAGAAAUAUAACCUACCUGUGUAAGGAUCAAGAAGGAUAACCUGUUUAUGAUUCAGACCAUUUCUUGCCACAUCUCUGGCUCUGCACUUUGAUAGAUCACCUUCACCAGGAAUUGUUAGCCGCAGUAUACAAACAGAUAUCUGUCUACAGCGUGACAAAAGCUCAAAUCAUGUAUAUUUGUUUUGGUAACAUUUAGUAGAUAUUCUAGGUCGAGUGGCUCCCCUGCUUUGCUGUCUGCAUCUAUCUCUGACCAUGUCUAAUUGAUUGGUGGACUGACUGUAUUUACUGUGUUCCAGGCACGGCAGCAGCAGGCCGAGCUGGCCCAGCAGGAGUGGCUCCAGAUGCAGCAGGCUGCCCAGCAGGCCCAGUUGGCUGCAGCGUCCGUCAGCGCUGGACAGCAGGCUGGCUCCUCCCAGGACGAGGAUGAUGAGGAUGACAUGUGAUUAUGAAGAUGAUCCCUGGGUCUAGGCUUGAAUCUGGGCUGCAACAUCCAAAACAUUUGCAACAGAUAAUAAAAACAAGCAUUUCUUAUUGGAU
Molecule: messenger RNA, 1745 nt
Organism: Coregonus sp. 'balchen'
Lineage: Eukaryota; Metazoa; Chordata; Actinopteri; Salmoniformes; Salmonidae
Source: the annotation of a GenBank genome assembly